Xiphias gladius (swordfish) is the source of this 3100-nucleotide messenger RNA. Its product is annotated as nucleus accumbens-associated protein 2. The record is from RefSeq and is a predicted model, not a curated record. Lineage: Eukaryota; Metazoa; Chordata; Actinopteri; Istiophoriformes; Xiphiidae. Gene Ontology annotation, biological process: regulation of transcription by RNA polymerase II. Gene Ontology annotation, molecular function: RNA polymerase II cis-regulatory region sequence-specific DNA binding; DNA-binding transcription factor activity, RNA polymerase II-specific; protein binding. Bases 330 to 2120 code for a protein of 596 amino acids. The transcript has 7 exons.
GAGGCUUUGAGACAGCGCUAGAACAGACAGUGAGCGGAGAGAAAGAGGCUUUGGAGGAUAUAGAGAUAGAAGAUAGGCUGGGAAAAACAGUGGGAAUGACACUUUAAGUGAAAUAGAGAGUCAACCAGACGAAGUACAUCAGAGAGCUCUCCUUCCAUCUCUAACUACUCCUCUUCUGUCCUGGUCCUGGCUGCUGCUGGUGUGUUUGUGUGUGUCAAGGCUCCAUGGUGUGUCUUAACCAGAAGACUGGCUUACACAGAUGCCUCACUCAGUGGUGGAGUCUGCAGUGAAUAUCUGAAACCCCAUCUUCCUCCUCCUGUGCGGCCAACAUGUCCCAGCUGCUCCAUGUGGAGAUCCCGAACUUUGGAGCCACAGUUCUGGGCUCCCUUAAUGAGCAGCGCCUGCUGGGACACUACUGCGAUGUAUCCAUCCUGGUCAAAGGUCAGGCAUUCAAAGCCCACCGGGCCGUUUUGGCUGCCAGCAGCCUCUACUUUCGUGACCUCUUCAGCAGCUCCACCAAGACCCAGUUUGAGUUGCCCUCCUCAGUCACACCUGCUUGCUUUGAGCAGAUCCUCACUUUCUGCUAUACAGGGAAGCUAACGAUGGCAGCUAGCGAACAGCUGGUGGUCAUGUACACAGCUGGCUACCUCCAAAUUCAGCAUAUAGUUGAAAGAGGCAUGGACCUAAUGUUCAAAGCCAACUCACCUCACUGUGACUCGCAAACAGCAGGGUCCUUAGAGGAAACAGGAUCCGAACCGCAGAGUCCUUCUAAUAAUGGCAAUGGCCUCGCAGUGGCCACCCUUUUGGGAACCCCGGGCUGGUCUCCAUCCCUACUCUUGCCGCAGCGUAAGAUAAAACUAGAAGUGGGUGACCAAACACCUCUGACAAUACCCUCAACGCAAAGCAAGAUUUCAUCUUCGGAGUUGGGGAGUCGGCUGGCGAGGGCCAGUUCAUUGUUCUACACAACGGCUGGAGGGACCCCCAUCCCCGGGUUGCCUCCAUACCACCUUCAAGGGGCCGGCGGAGGUGGAACAGGAGGAGGAGCAGGAAUUGAAAGGUCCAGUCCUGGAGCGUCCAGCUUGCCCACCACUGACAGUCCUACAUCCUACCAGAAUGAGGAUGAGGAGUUUGAGGAAGAGCCCUAUGACGGGAUCACAGAGGAUGCCUACAGUCAUCUCUAUGGACGUUCUGCUAACCCCUAUGGGAUCCAGGACAAGCCAGAGAUGGCAGCGGUGCCCUUGGCCUUGGAGAACCGCAACUGCGUGCUGAUCCGCCGGGACCUGGUGGCGCUGCCUGCAAGCCUCAUCAGCCAGAUAGGCUACCGCUGCCACCCGAAGCUCUACACAGAGGGGGACCCUGGGGAGAAGCUGGAAUUGGUAGCUGGUACACAGGUGUUCAUGACUCGAGGCCAGCUGAUGAAUUGUCAUCUAUGUGCCGGUAUCAAACACAAAGUCUUGCUCCGCCGUCUGCUAGCCACAUUCUUUGAUAGAAACACUUUAGCCAAUAGCUGUGGGACAGGUAUCCGUUCUUCUACUAGUGACCCCAGUAGGAAACCCCUGGACAGCAGGGUCCUCAACGCUGUAAAACUCUACUGUCAAAAUUUCAACCCUAACUUCAAGGAGAGUGAAAUGAAUGUGAUUGCUGCUGACAUGUGCACAAAUGCGAGGCGUGUCCGCAAGCGAUGGCUGCCCAAGAUCAAGUCAAUGCUGCCUGAUGGCAUGGAGGUGUACCGUGCAGGAAUGGGAAUGGGCGCUGCUGUGGGUCUGGGCCUGGCACUGGGUGCCCCUCAAUCAGGUGUACCCCUCCACUUCGAGCCUGACUUCAAGACCCUAGAGCAAAGGUUGUAUCCAGAUCGUAAGGACCCUCUCAGGACUCACCCACCGCUGACAGAGGACAGCCCUGGGUCUGGGGCAGCUGGAGCAGAGGCUGAAGGUGAAGGUGAAGGAGUCGCCCCGGAGGAACAGGAAGAAGAUGAGGAUGAAGCUGGGUUAGAAGGUGUAGAUGGAUCACUGGGGGCGCCAAGUUUGAUCCCGGGGGCUGAGGCAGGCAGUUGUGGUGACACGCCGCCUGAGCAGGAAGUGGAAAGUUUUGGACAAGGUUUGAGGGUAAAUGGACAGUAAAUGUCCUUUUGGGCUGCCCCUCACAUUGUGAAAUCUGUUAAACACCACAUUUUCUUUUGCUUGCAUCUCGUCCACCACUCUUUCUUCUCCUGUGUGCUUCCUCAACAGGAAUUAUCAGCAGAAAAUGCUGCGCUCGUUGAUCUUACUAACAGAAAUUUGUCACACAUGCAUGCGCACAUGUGUGCUUGUGUACACGCAUAUUUACUGAUAAUGGAAGUAGACACAGGCAUGGCAUUAGCACAUUGAGAAAAUCAAUGAUUUCUGCUCCACCCUUUUCUUCGUAUAUUCAGUAUUUACUCAGUAUUUCAGCACCUGCAGCAAUAUCACAAAGGCCUGAUAGCAGAACAAAUGGCUUUAAUGAUUCAUGAUUUCAGUGCAAUACAAAAGCAACAGCUGCUUUGCUGGCAGUUUAUGGAGUGUGGUAUAAUGGGUUGUAAAAUGAUUCCGUUUUCUUGGGAAGCUGCAUCUGAAAAUAAACCAUGUAACCUUGAAAAAACAGAUCAGAGAAACACAGCUCUCUUAAAAAGCAUCUUAUUUUUCUUGACCACUUUACAUCAUAUUCUUGUAUGAUAAAUAUGUGUGGAUAUAUAACAAAGAUUGUCUUAUAAUUAAAGGACAAAUACUGUAUUAGCACCAUGAAACUAAACAAUUUUUAUUUACUUUUAAAACAGCAUGUUGUUUAAGGAUAAAGAUGAGGAAAGGUUUUUCUGAGAAAGCUGAAGACUUUCACAAUCUAACAAAUAAUCUAUCACAUGGAGUUGUUUUUUCAUGCAUAUUUGCCCGUGACACAUUGGGUUAGACUGUCAGUGUGAUGCCUGUGUCUGCUCCAGACAGCCCCUCCCAAACACACACACAUACAGAUACAUACACACACACACACACACACACACACACACACACACACACACACACACACACAUGUGCGCACAUUUCCCACCUUAUGAUACGAGCCUUUAAUAUCUGCACCAAUGCAUUGAAAA